GUGAGGUUAAAAGGGAAGGCCUGGCCAGGGGUCCCUGGGCAGAGGAUCCUGGCAGCCUACAAGGCAGGGUAAAGGUCCUUGGGAGUCCCCUCCCUCCUUCCUUUUGGUGACUCUCAGCCCAGGUCCCGGCCAUGAGACCCCCACAACUCCACCUUUCUGCCGCCUCUGGCGCCCUGGCCCAGGCGAAGCUGCUGCUGCCGCUGCUGAUGGCGCAACUCUGGGCUGCAGAGGCGGCGCUCUCCAGAAAUGACGCGGCGUUCUCCAGAAACGACACGGCUUUGGACCCCGAAGCCUUUGGCGCCCCGUGCGCGCGCGGCUCGCAGCCCUGGCAGGUCUCCCUCUUCAACGGCCUCUCGUUCCACUGCGCCGGUGUCCUGGUGGACAAGAGCUGGGUGCUUACGGCCGCGCACUGUGGAAACAAAAAGCAACUGUGGGCUCGAGUUGGGGAUGACCACCUGCUGCUGCUCCAGGGAGAGCAGCUCCGCAGAACCACGCUCUCCGUUGUGCACCCCAAGUACCAGCACGGCUCUGGCCCCAUCCUGCCAAGGCGGACAGAUGAGCAUGAUCUCAUGCUGCUGAAGCUGGGCAGGCCUGCUGUGCUCAGCUCUCGCAUCCAGGCCCUGCGCCUGCCCCGCAGCUGUGCCCAGGCCGGGGAGGAGUGCCAGGUCGCUGGCUGGGGCACCACAGCUGCACGAAGAGUGAAGUACAACAAGGGCCUGAGCUGCUCCAGAGUCACUAUCCUGAGCCGCCGAGAGUGUGACGUCUUCUACCCUGGUGUCGUCAGCAACAACAUGAUGUGUGCGGGACUGGACCAGGGCCAGGACCCCUGCCAGAGUGACUCUGGUGGCCCUCUGGUCUGUGAUGAGACCCUGCAAGGCAUUCUUUCCUGGGGUGUGUACCCCUGCGGCUCUGCUCAGCACCCGGCUGUCUACACGCAGAUCUGCAAAUACACCUCCUGGAUUGAGAAAACCAUUCGCUCCCACUGACGCAGUGGUGCCGUGGUGCCUUCACCCUCUGCCAUGCUUCCUGCCCGGUCUCCCCUGCCGCCCACCUUUACCUGCGGACUUCUCUCCUCUUCCCCCAUCUUCCUGCCCACUGCUCUUCUCUGCCCACGCUGAAGCCGGAGCACAGGAGGUGGAGGCCAAGUUCCAUUCGAGAGAGGCAAGGGAGCUGGCAGUCAGCCAUUCUCUGAGCGGAGUCAUCAGUCACCCACCUGGGCUUCCUCUACUGUCCCCUGCCUCGUGACCUCGGGCACGACAAGCCAAAGAGCUCUCCGGACCUCCGUUUCCUCCCUCCCGUGGAGAGUGGGGACACAGAAGUGCCUACCUCAUAGAUGGUCGUAAGGAGACUGAUAUAACCCGUGUGUGUGUGUAUCAUUAUGGUAAUUCCCAGUAAAGCAUCAGCACCAUGGGCGGUGCGCUGUGACGAAA
This is a messenger RNA of Phyllostomus hastatus (greater spear-nosed bat), 1430 nucleotides long. RefSeq names its product kallikrein related peptidase 10 (gene KLK10). Gene Ontology annotation, molecular function: serine-type endopeptidase activity. Gene Ontology annotation, biological process: proteolysis. The transcript is spliced from 6 exons. The coding region runs from base 132 to 986 and encodes 284 amino acids. Lineage: Eukaryota; Metazoa; Chordata; Mammalia; Chiroptera; Phyllostomidae. The record is from RefSeq and is a predicted model, not a curated record.